CCGGAGAGAGUGGGACAUCAUACAGACUGUCUCAAUAGAUGAUCUCUGUAAGUUUUCAAACACAUGAAGAAGAAAAAAAAAAAGCGAAGAAGAAGAAAAAGUCCAAAUGGAGGAAGCGGAACAUAUAAAAGACUCUGUCCAAACAUGCAUAGACAGUCAUAAAGACCAGCUGUACAGUCUGAGCUUGGACAUCUGGAGCUGUCCUGAACUCUCCGGUGAAGAGACCCACGCACACGACACGCUGGUCCGCUUCUUCUCCACGGACGCUGCGUGGACGGUGGAGGGGUCCUAUAAGCUCCCCACCGCCUUCAGAGCUACCUGGGGUCCGGGUAAGGGUGUGGGAGACGGAGACGAGGUUCCGGUGGUGAACGUGGGGUUCCUGUGUGAGUACGACGCACUGCCGGGGAUAGGACACGCGUGUGGACACAACCUGAUAGCAGAGGUGGGGGCUGCGGCGGCUGUGGGCCUGAAGGGGGCUGUAGAGAAGCACACUGACCUGCCUGUACGAGUAAAGAUAACUGUUCUGGGGACUCCUGCAGAGGAGGAUAUUGGAGGAAAGAUCGACCUGCUGAACGCCGGAGCCUUCGCAGACAUCGAUGUGGUCUUCAUGGCUCAUCCAGCUCAGCAGGAUGCGUCCUUUCUACCCUGUGUAGCACUCGAUGGGCCAAUAGUGAAGUACCACGGUAAGGCGUCUCAUGCUUCUGCGGCCCCCUGGGAAGGCGUCAAUGCCCUGGACGCUGCUGUGUUGGCCUAUAACAACCUGUCUGUACUGAGGCAACAGCUGAAGCCAGAGUGGAGAGUUCAUGGCGUCAUCAAACACGGAGGGCUGAGGCCCUACAUAAUCCCCGCCUACACCGAGUUAGAGUUUUAUCUGCGCACGCCGUUGGUUAAGGACCUCAGUGACCUGAAGGCCAAAGCUGAGGCUUGUUUCAGGGCAGCCGCUACUGCAACUGGUUGCCAAGUGGAGAUAACCUACCCGAACCCUGCCUACUAUAACAUCCUGCCUAAUGACACACUGGCAAAGCUGUAUGAAAAUAAUGGAAAAGCUUUGGGGAUUCAGUUUCCAAAGCAGCCAUCCAAGUUCUCUGGUUCCACAGACUUUGGCAACGUAUCAUUUGUAGUCCCUGGUAUCCAUCCUUUCUUCUACAUCGGCACUGAAGCACCUAACCACACAGAGGAAUACACCGAAGCAGCAGGAGCUGAAAAGGCCCAGUUGUACACCCUGAGGACAGCCAAAGCCCUUGCCAUGACAGCUGUGGAUGUAGUGUGUUGCCCUGAUCUGCUGAGGCGAGUCAGAGAGGACUUCAGUCAGGCCAAAGUGAAACAGGAGAAAUGACUAGAAGGCAGAGAUCCAGUACUGUGAUUAUUAUGGGAACUGAUAGACUUAGCUGCUAGGUUCUAAUUCUAAUAGUUUAUUUAUUUAACCAGGUAAGUUAGUUGAGAACUGAUUCUCAUUUUCAAAAGAGACAAACAACUAAUCACUCUCACAUUUACACUUAUGGGCGAUUUAGAUUAACCAAUUAACCCACUAGAGCAUAAGUGUCAAACAUACGGCCCAUGGGCCAAAAUCGGUCUGCCAUAGGGUUCAAUUCGAAUUUGUGAAAUGCAAAAAUUACUCAAAAUCUUACAAAAAACUGACAAUAUUAACUAUCAGUGAUGUUAAAACCAUUUUAGGGACUGGAAUGAACUAAAUUUACUCUUGAACAUAUAGGAGCCUGAGAUCAUGUGCAUAAUGAGGCACCUUAAACAAUGAGAUGGACCAUGUUUAUACUGAUUGACCUACGUAGGAUUGUAUAAUUGUAUUCUUUAAUGUCAAGGCACUGUUCGCUUGUUGUCUGUUUUGUUCUUUGUAGAGGUUGUUUUAUUUUGUUUUUAUACAUUGCUGUCACUUAGGUUACUGGCUUCAUAUCUUUUCACACACAAAGGCAUGUUAUAUACAUGUAACCUGUGACUGAAAAAAAAAAAAAAACUCAAUAAAAUAAGUAAAAAAAAAAUAAUUUAAGUAC
Sphaeramia orbicularis (orbiculate cardinalfish) is the source of this 2006-nucleotide messenger RNA. Its product is annotated as peptidase M20 domain-containing protein 2-like. The record is from RefSeq and is a predicted model, not a curated record. Bases 107 to 1336 code for a protein of 409 amino acids. Lineage: Eukaryota; Metazoa; Chordata; Actinopteri; Kurtiformes; Apogonidae. The transcript is spliced from 7 exons. Gene Ontology annotation, molecular function: dipeptidase activity.